UUUCAUAAAUAUUGUUAUUCUUCUUCACCAAAGCACAACCCAAUAAUCGAUUCCUCUUUUAUAAAGUUUUUAUAAGAACCACUCAAAAAAUUCUUCUGGCCAUGGAUGAAUAAUAAAUUGAUAAAAUUGGUUUCCUUUCAAAAAAAAAAAAAAAGUUCCUCUCCUAUAAAAUGCUGGGACUCAAGUAGGAGUUUCCAAACCACAGCAGCAUUUAAUAAAAUACACAAAACAGCAGCUAUUGUUCUCAGAAAUUAUGGCCCAAAUUGCCAAAAUGGAGUUUAAAUUUGAGAUCAAGUCCUCUGCUGAAGGGUUCUAUAAUAUUUUCAUGUCCAAACCUUUCCUUUUUCCCAAAAUAUGCCCCAGCUUGGUUAAGGACUUUCAACAAGUUGAGGGUGGCUGGGGCUCUGUAGGGUCAGUGAGGAAAUGGGUUUACAUCUCACCAGGGAGUUCAUCAUGUGAGACCCACACAGAGAAAAUUGAAGCUUUGGAUGAGAAGAGUAAGUCAGUGAGUUGCAAAAUGGUAGAAGGAAGCUGUUCUAAGCUGUACAAGAGCUACAAGUACACAAUUGAAGCAAGUGAGAAGGCUAAGGGGGGUUGCAUAUUAAAUACUAUCAUAGAAUAUGAGAAGCAGAAUGAAGAUGUUCCUCCCCCAACUAUGUAUGCAGACAUAGCUUUUGCUAUCUACAAAUCCAUUGAUGCACAUCUCAUCAAUAGUUAACCCUUUUUUAUCUACUACUAUCUGUGACACCAGAUAUAUAUGUAUGAUCUUAUGAUCAUGAAUAAAUAAAAGCAGUUUAUGUA
Molecule: messenger RNA, 801 nt
Organism: Humulus lupulus (European hop)
Lineage: Eukaryota; Viridiplantae; Streptophyta; Magnoliopsida; Rosales; Cannabaceae
Product: MLP-like protein 34
Exons: 2
Coding region: 254-718 (154 amino acids)
Biological process (GO): defense response
Source: RefSeq, a predicted model, not a curated record